Messenger RNA from Molossus molossus (Pallas's mastiff bat), 1254 nucleotides. RefSeq names its product serpin family A member 5 (gene SERPINA5). Gene Ontology annotation, molecular function: serine-type endopeptidase inhibitor activity. The record is from RefSeq and is a predicted model, not a curated record. The transcript is spliced from 4 exons. The coding region runs from base 4 to 1254 and encodes 416 amino acids. Gene Ontology annotation, biological process: negative regulation of endopeptidase activity. NCBI's taxonomy places the organism in Eukaryota, Metazoa, Chordata, Mammalia, Chiroptera, Molossidae.
GCCAUGCAGCUCCGCCUCCUCUUCUGCCUGGCGCUCCUGUGCCCGCAGGGGCUCAGCCUCCUCGCCCACCACCACCACUCCGGGAGGACAAGGAGGACAGUCCCGGAGCUGCCCGUCGUCACCACGGUGGCCUCUAGUAACAGGAACUUCACCUUCGACCUCUUCAGAGCCUUGGCGGCAGCCAGCCCCAACCAGAACAUCUUCUUUUCUCCUCUGAGCAUCUCCAUGCUGCUGGCCAUGAUCUCGCUGGGGGCUCGGUCCAACACGAAGGCGCAGAUCCUGGAGUGCCUGGGCCUUGGCCUCCAGGGUGGCCCGGGGGAGGAGGAGCUCCACCAAGCUUUCCACCGGCUGCUGCAGGAGCUGCGCCAGCCCCGGGAGGACCUCCAGCUGAGCCUCGGCAACGCCCUGUUCAUCAAGCCCGAGGUGCACAUCCUGGACUCCUUCCUGAGCACCAUGAGGACGUUGUACCUGGCAGACACUUUUCCCACCAACUUCCAGAACCCCGAAGAGGCCCAGAAGCAGAUCAAUGAUUAUGUGGCAAAGCAAACUAAAGGCAAGAUUGCGGACUUGGUCAAGAACCUCGACAGCUCCGAGAUCAUGGUUCUGGUGAAUUACAUUUUCUUUAAAGCUAAAUGGGAGACACGCUUCAACCCCGAAUACACCCAAAAGCAGGACUUCCACGUGACCCCAGAAACGGUGGUGCAGGUGCCCAUGAUGAGACGCGAGGACGGGUAUUCCUUCCUCCUGGACAGCAACCUCAACUGCAAAGUUGUGGGGCUCCCCUACCAAGGAAAUGCCACUGCUCUCUUCAUUCUCCCCGACGAGGGCAGGAUGGAGAAGGUGGAGGCUGGACUGAACCAGGAGACACUGAGGAAGUGGCUCAAGAUGUUCACAAAGAGAAAGUUCCAGCUUUACCUUCCCAGGUUCUCCAUUGAGGGCUCCUAUCAGCUGGAGAAAGUCCUCCCCAAGCUAGGGAUCAGAGACAUCUUUACCUCCCACGCUGACCUGACUGGAUUCACCAACCACUCUAACGUCCAUGUGUCCGAGAUGGUGCACAAGGCCACAGUGGAGGUGGACGAGUCUGGAACCAAAGCGACUGCAGCCACGGAGAUAGUGUUUACAUUCAGGUCAGCCCAUAUAGGCUCUCGAAUGAUAAUGUUCAACAGGCCCUUUCUGAUGAUGAUUGUGGAGAACUCCAGGAACAUCCUCUUCCUUGGCAAAGUGAUCCGGCCCUCAGGUGGGGAUCUCUCCUGA